Messenger RNA from Caenorhabditis elegans, 388 nucleotides. It is a transcript of the gene sth-1, whose product is annotated as SpermaTHecal expression. The record is from RefSeq and is marked reviewed. NCBI's taxonomy places the organism in Eukaryota, Metazoa, Nematoda, Chromadorea, Rhabditida, Rhabditidae.
UAGAGCAACAUGUCUCAAAAAUCGAAGAAAUCAAUUGGAGAUGUUGUUGUCACAUCAAAGCUUGUUUUUCCAGUUGCUGAAUUUAGAACCAAGUGGGAGAGACUUUGGCCAAAGGAUGAAAUGGGAACGACCGUAACAAACCAAGAAUCAUUCGUCAAAUCUCGAGUUCAACGAUAUAGUGUGGAUGACUCUAAACAAAUUUCUAAACAGGUUGGCUAUAUGAACACUGUGAAUACGGCACGAGUUUACUCGGACGGAGACAAAACAUGGUGCUGGGUAGUACACAGCAAACUUGGGCCACAUGCAAAGACAUCAACUGGAAAAGUUUACACUUCUAUGUGCUUUAUUCAGCCAUCAGCAAAUGAAUAAUAAAUGAUUUUUUAAAUUC